Racocetra fulgida is the source of this 322-nucleotide messenger RNA. NCBI's taxonomy places the organism in Eukaryota, Fungi, Glomeromycota, Glomeromycetes, Diversisporales, Gigasporaceae. The record is from the annotation of a GenBank genome assembly.
AUGCAAUUUCAAACAUAUUUACAUGAUUUUUCUUUAUGCGAAAAGCAUUAUAACCAACUUAUUGCAUCUGAUUUUUUGCGACAAUUGCUUUUAGAUUCAAAUAUUCCUAAAAAUAAGCAUGUUCAAACUAAUAAACAGACUAAUGAAGUCAGUGUGCAAGUUAAUCAGAAAACCCAUGAGGUCGGCAUACAAGUAUCCGACAUUAUGUUGCAUUCUCUUAAAAACCUUGUUGGUUUUCUUCAAUCACAGCUAGAUUCGAAAGUAAGUGAGGUGGAAGAUCUUAAAAAGCGAUUAGAUUAUGUAUACAACUAUGUAAUUGAAA